Molecule: messenger RNA, 5255 nt
Organism: Paramisgurnus dabryanus
Lineage: Eukaryota; Metazoa; Chordata; Actinopteri; Cypriniformes; Cobitidae
Gene: ptpn11b
Product: protein tyrosine phosphatase non-receptor type 11b
Biological process (GO): positive regulation of ERK1 and ERK2 cascade; protein dephosphorylation
Cellular component (GO): cytoplasm
Molecular function (GO): cell adhesion molecule binding; non-membrane spanning protein tyrosine phosphatase activity; receptor tyrosine kinase binding
Source: RefSeq, a predicted model, not a curated record
CUAUCAGGGCAGCUCACACGCUUCCAAAUCCCAGAUUAAAAACCCCCACCUUUCUUUUCAACCAGCAAUACUCCUACAAGUCUCCCCCCUCUCUCUUUUACCUUGUGUAACUGUACUGAGCGUGGAUUACUAAGCGUUGAGGCAAAGCGGGGGGCUCUGACAGGCUCCAACCAGAAUGGUGAGGUGGUUUCAUCCUAACAUCACCGGAAUCGAGGCAGAACACCUCCUCCUGACACGGGGCGUCCACGGCAGCUUUCUAGCGAGACCCAGCAAAAGCAAUCCAGGAGAUUUCACUCUCUCCGUCAGGAGGAACGAUGAGGUCACCCACAUUAAAAUCCAGAACUCGGGGGACUAUUAUGACCUGUACGGUGGGGAGAAAUUUGCCACACUGGCUGAGCUGGUGCAGUACUACACCGAACAACAAGAUUCCCUUCGGGAGAGAAACGGAGACGUUAUCGAGCUCAAAUACCCUCUAAACUGCAAGGACCCCACAUCUGAGAGGUGGUAUCACGGACAUUUGUCGGGAAAAGAUGCUGAAAAGCUCCUCCUGGAAAAAGGCAAGUCUGGCAGCUUCCUGGUGAGAGAGAGUCAGAGUAAACCAGGAGACUUUGUGCUUUCCGUCCUCACUAAUGAAGAAAAGCAUGAAAAUGUGGACCGCAAGACUAAAGUUACACAUGUUAUGAUUCGCUUUCAGGAUGGGAAAUAUGAUGUAGGAGGCGGUGAAAGGUUUGACACUUUAGCAGAUUUAGUGGAGCAUUACAAGAAAAACCCCAUGGUGGAGAAGAGCGGAAUUGUUGUGCACCUUAAACAGCCAUUCAAUGCCACAAGGAUAAAUGCAGCUAACAUUGAAAACAGGGUGCGAGAAUUAAAUAAAGUUGCCGACAAUUCAGAGAAACCCAAGCAAGGCUUCUGGGAAGAAUUUGAGGUUUUACAGCAGCAGGAAUGUAAACUCCUUUAUCCCAGGAAAGAAGGACAGAGACCAGAAAAUAAGAACAAGAACAGAUACAAGAACAUUUUACCAUUUGACACCACAAGAGUACAAAUCAAGGAGGUGGAUCCUGACGUUCCUGGCUCUGAUUACAUCAAUGCUAAUUACAUACGAAGCACGCCUGAAGAAGGCCGUCAUACGGAUGAAGGUAAAGUGUUUAUUGCCACACAGGGUUGCCUUCAGAACACAGUUUUAGACUUCUGGAAAAUGGUGUACCAGGAAAACACUCAUGUUAUCGUCAUGACAACCAAGGAGAUGGAGAGAGGACGGAAUAAGUGCGUCCGGUAUUGGCCGGAUUUAAAUUCAACGAGGGAGUUUGGGAAGUUGAGUGUAAAGAACAUUGAGGAACACACAGCUCAGGACUACAUACGACGAGAACUGGAGGUCACACGUCUAGAUAGGAGGGAGCCUCCCAGGUGUAUCUGGCAUUAUCAGUACUUGAGCUGGCCUGAUCACGGCGUUCCCAAUGAACCCGGAGGGGUCCUGAGCUUCCUAGAGCAAGUAAACAGAACCCAGAGCGCCAUUCCAGAGAGUGGACCUAUAGUGGUUCACUGCAGUGCAGGGAUUGGAAGAACAGGCACGAUUAUUGUGAUUGACAUCCUUAUCAACAUCAUAAACAGGCAAGGAUUGGAUUGUGACAUUGACAUCCCAAAGACCAUUCAGAGAGUACGCCAGCAGAGAUCUGGUAUGGUUCAGACUGAAGCCCAGUACAAGUUUAUCUACAUGGCUGUGCAGCAGUACAUCGAUACUGCUCAGAAGAGACUUGAAGAAGAGCAGAGAAAUAAAACAAAAGAGAGAGAAUAUUCAAAUAUCAGGUAUCCACAGAUGACAAAUGCCAGAGCGAAGCCAAACAUGAGCUCAUCUCGCUCUUCAUCUGUAAUGAACGAUGACUCUAGUGUGUAUGAGAACUUAAACAUCAAAAACCCAAAGGGCUCUGCCAGCGCUAACACCAGGAGAUAAGCCACAUGUGCCGCUGAUUCAGAAUCUAUGGAAGUUCAAGAAGAGGUGCCCGUAUAGAAGCACCUGUCCUUGGUGCGACUCUGAACCACGGCUCUGAAUAGACCGUCGGCUCUUAUCCCGAAGCUGCUCAUCUGGAGGCUGAGUCGAGAACUCUACAGUUUUUCUCUCCUUAUUUCUUACAUCCCUCUCAGCCUGACUGUGACUGAGAUACUCACACUCCUAAACCAAGUGCCUGAAAGCAUCCGAAACUGUUCCCAGGAAGAGGACUUGAAAUUGGGUGCUUUCCCCCCUUUUAAUCGAAUAAGCCUCUAAACUGCACUAAGCUAUACAAUUGUUUGUUUAUAUAUGUAUCAAAUACAUUUACUCAAUAUUUAUAUAAAAUAUAACUUUCACUUGGAUAAAGCUGCGCUCUUUCCGUUCUCUGUACGGCUGUUUCCAGACUCUGCUUUGCUGGAUGUCAUCUGCUUUAACCAAAGACCUUUGAUUUAUCUCUCGGUAUCUUUACGGGCAACCGCCAUUAGCUCUGUGAUGAGUGAUGUUGGCAGCGCUGUGAUGUCAGAAGAGGAGAACUGUACUGUACAGUAUGUCAGACCUCAUGAACCCCUCGCUUUUUGACAGGGGUAUGAGAGGUUAUGAACAUGGAGGAGCUUUGAGAGUUUGGUCAAUGUUUGAUCAAUAUAUUGGAUAUGCUAAGUAGGUGUUUUAAAUUCGGUACUGGGGUUUAUAUAGUUUGUGCCAAUUACAGCAUCCUGUAUAUAAUGUUUGUGAAAGCUUUUGCUUUCCUCCAGCCUUUUGAAAAGUGCUACUGGCUUAUCCACCAAUCAGGCUCUUCAACAGGUUCCUCCAAUUCUGCUUAGGCUUUCUUGUUUUUUUUUUUUGUUUGUUUGACUUUUUUGCCAACUAUGAUCCCUUUAGAAACUUUGAUAUUUUGUUGUGAUGUUUGUGAAUGUGAUUAUGAACCACAGAUGCAGAUCUAUUUGGCAAGUGUUUAUUCGAAUCGCAGAAACGUAAAUAUGUGACCACAUAUAUUUCUUAUAAACAGGGUAUGUGUGUAUUACAGCCUGAUCUAAAUGGCGUGGUCUAAUAACAUUCGAUAAGCCAUAGAGCUCUGCAGUACGUCAAUUGCAUGUUAAUGUAAAUGAAGAAUGGAUUUUUACUAAACAUCUGCAAGGGGGUUGCGUCAGGAUGCCGGCCAAGCCGUUGACGUGUACAGGCUUCGGUGAAGACUUUAGCUAAAAUGAGAAGGCCAGAUGGCCCUCGGCUAAGAUUAAAGAAUAGAUUUGUGUAGGGAAAAGUAAUUUCAAAGAUGGCUCUAAUCCAGGCGUUGCUAUUGUUGGUUGAGUUUAGCGUUGCUGGUGAUGUCAUAACAUGCUAUAUGUGUGUUGGCCUAGAUAAAGCAGGGCACGAUGUGUCUGAUUAAUAACAGCGUUUGACUGUGAAAGUGGCAUUAGGGUUGGCCACAUGAGGAGCUUGGAUCUGUGUACUGUAUAAAAUGUGGAUUUUAUACAGAAGUUUUAGUUUUUAUUAGAUCUCUUGGGAGGUUUUAUAGGAAUGUCACUGCAUAUGACAAUCGUUUUUAAUCAUACAUGUGGUCUGUUUUAAGCACAUAGGAUUGUGCUGGUCUUGAAUGACUGACUGAAUGAAUUUUGAUCUGUGAUUUAUGUACCCGAUCAUGUAAGAGUAUUAACUUGCAGUGUGGUAAGGUGACCAGAUGGCUUGGUUUUUCGCGGGCAGUCCUGUUUUUUGGUGUUUGGUCCUCCACAAACCCAUGACGAAAGCAUUCAAAAAGCUAAUAACAGAUAGGAUUUCAAUAUUUUGACCAUUGAACUAGGAAAUGUCCCUGCUUUUUAUUUAAAGGGGACAUAUCAAGAAAAUCUGACUUUUUCCAUGUUUAAGUGCUAUAAUUGGGUCCUCUGUGCUUCUAUAAACCUAGAAAAUGUGAAAAAGGAACAACCCAUUAACUUAGUAUUGAUAAACCAUUCUCUGCAAGCAUGUGAAAAUAGGUCAUUGAAAUUUGGCUCCCCUUGUGAUGUCAGAAGGGGAUAAUACCGCCCCUUAAUCUGGACUAUCCAACCAACACUGCUUUUUAGUGAAGAGAUCAGCUAAUUUGCAUUUAAAAGGACUCACCCAAAAAUGGCACAUUUGUGCUCACACCUACAAAGAGGCAAUUUUAACAUGUUAUAAUAAAUUAUCUACACCGAGGAAAAUAAGUAUUUGACACAUCAGCAGGGGAUUCACUAACAAAGGUUUUUCAACAAAGUAUUAAAUAAAGUGUGUUCAAUACUUAUUCCCUGCAUCAUUUCACUUUAUUUAUUAUGACUCAACUUGUAUACUUAAAUGUUCUGAUUUCUUUGUAUGAAUUCAAUAUUUGGCUUGAUGCCUACAUCUGGUUGAAAUUUUAUAUCAAUAGCCCACUUAGAAAUCCCCUUACUAUAAAAAUAAAAAUGCUGUCAAAUACUUAUUUUUCCUGCUGUAUAUAGUUUUUGAGCUACAACUUCGCAUAAGUACUCUGGGGACACCGAAGAGUAUUUUGACAUCUUAAAAAAGUCUUGUAAAAUCUGAUCACCUUACAGUAUGAGAGAAAAGUGUUAAAAAUAAAGGUACACAGUGAUGCCAUAAAAUAACUAUUUUUGGUUCCUCAGAGAACCAUUCAGUCAAAGUUUCUUUAACGAACCAUUUCUUUCCCAUUUUUUUUAUAAUCUAAAGAAACGUUUCACUACAACAAAACUCAAAAUUAUUUUGUGGCAUCGUAAAGCACCUUUAUUUUUAAGUGUAUGCUCAUGUCUUGUGCUACUGGUAUAACUGAAUGCUUUGUAAUUUUAAGUGACAUGAAGACAAGUACUUGAAUUGAACAGGAAUCAGAAUGUUAUAAAGUACGUCCUCUGUGUUUCGCCAUCAGUGUAGUAUUUUUUGCUUUUUUGGUCUGUAAAUUUUACUUGUUUGUUCAUACACUGAUGGAAAUAUUCAAAUUUAGCACAAUGUGUUAGAAUGCAUACAAUUAUUGUUAUUAUUAAUAUUAUGUAAAGCAUUGGCAGUUGUGAACCUAUUUGCUAUUUCCGUUUUAAAGUCUUCUCUAUACAUUUACUUGAAUACUCUCUUGGUGAGUUUUUUUUAUCUCAAUAGGUUUGAUCUGAAUAGUGUUGUGCUGACUGUAUGGUAUUUGUGUGGUAAAGACUGUGUUCCUUCUUGCACUGGUUCAGCCUAAAAUGCCUUCUGCCCGGGCAAAUACAGCUGAUGUAAUAACUUGCGUCUCAAGUGACGAUACAUGAUUAGAUAUUGAAUAAUAAAGCAUACACUGGCAAAUUUA